Messenger RNA from Endocarpon pusillum Z07020, 1191 nucleotides. RefSeq lists its product as uncharacterized. Bases 1 to 1191 code for a protein of 396 amino acids. Lineage: Eukaryota; Fungi; Ascomycota; Eurotiomycetes; Verrucariales; Verrucariaceae. The record is from RefSeq and is a predicted model, not a curated record. The transcript is spliced from 2 exons. Gene Ontology annotation, molecular function: catalytic activity.
AUGUCUGCAAUCUCGACAGUCUCGGAGAGCUUUCAGAUUACGACGAUCGUCCGCUAUGAAUCAGGUCUUCUAGCCUCUCAGACAUCUCAGACUUGCAUUGCGGACAAGUUCAUGACAAUAGAUGAUUUCUAUCUUCUCGCUUCUCAUCAAGACAAGCUCAUGAAUGCUGCCAAACACUUUAAUUGGCCGGUCCAGCUGAUAGAGCUCUAUUCGGGUACCCGAGGCCUACAAAUCUUGUUUGCAAAGCUUCUACUCCAUAUUCAUGAAGACAGAAAGGGUGAUGCACCGCUCCAAGUCCUUGUUGCCUUGGCCAAAGAUGGAACAUUGAGCAUCCGCUCCUCCCCAGCUCUCAUGCCUGGACUGCUGUUUGCAACGGAUCUGUUCGACAGGAAGAGGGAACCAAACCUCGGGGACUCUGGUGGUUUGUACAAGAGGGUUCCAGUUCGAGUUUUGAUUGAUGAUCAAAUUUCCCUCUCAUUCGGUACUGUUUGGUCUUCUUCAGUUCGAAAUUCAAGCUUCGGUAAGGCUUCAACAACUCAUGAGAGCCUUAUUGUUAGCCGGUACAGCGAAGUACUUCAAGGACAGUUUACAACGCCAUACUUCCUCCGAAAUGGUGCCUGGAUCACACCAGCUUACUCAGGGGUAGUCGCUAACAGCGUAACCAGAAGGUACGCGCUCGAGAAUGGGCUCUGCAAAGAAGGUAUCGUUCUGAAAUCUAGCCUAAAGAAUGGCGAAGAUUGCUGGCUUAGUGAUGGAGUCAGGGGAUUCUUCCAGGGCACAAUAUGCCUUGAUCCCUCCACUUUGCAUGGAAGCAGGCCCGAGGCACACUCUAACCGUGAUAGGGCAAUUCCCAAGCGGGACGAAAAGAUCAGAUCCGAGGGCGAACUGUCAAGCACUGAAAGUGCUGGCAACCAUUUUGAUGACGAAGAUGAUGACGAACUUCAAAUCAUCCCCAAUCCUUUCACCUCCAGCGACAACUUUCAGGCAGUCAAAAGACCCAAUCCCUUUGUCUCAUCGUCACCUUCACCGCCACUUAGACGCUCCAAACGUGGCCAACCAGGCUUUACCCCCCUUCUUCUAAAAGACAAAGACGACACUCUUCUGUGCGAUGGUUACAAGGCCGUACCCAAUCCAGAACACAGAGGCCGGAUUCUUCGUCCUCGCCCUCUUCGUCCAUCGAGGCCCGCUUAA